UUAACGUAUUACGGCGGCCGGUGUCGUACAUUUUGCAGAAUCACCAUGGCGCUGAAAGAGACUGCUGGGCUAUAUGAUCAUCUAAAAGCAGAGUGGAAUAAGAAGAACCCCAGCCUGAGUAAAUGUGGAGAUCUUCUGACCAAACUCAAGGUUUCAUUACUGGAGCUGAACUUCUUACCUACCACUGGGUCUGCGCUCACCAAGCAGCAGCUCAUUUUAGCUCGUGAUGUCCUUGAAAUCGGAGCCUUGUGGAGCAUCCUCAAGAAGGACAUCCCAUCCUUCGAGAGAUACAUGGCCCAGCUCAAGUGUUACUACUUUGAUUACAAGGAGGAACUGCCCGAGGCUGCCUACAUGCACCAGUUACUGGGACUGAACCUGCUCUUCCUGCUCUCACAGAACCGUGUGUCUGAGUUUCACACAGAACUUGAGAGACUGAGCGCUCGAGACAUUCAGACCAACGUAUACAUCAGACACCCGGUGUCCCUAGAGCAGUACUUGAUGGAAGGAAGCUACAACAAGGUCUUUCUAGCCAAAGGCAAUAUCCCUGCAGAGAGCUACACUUUUUUUAUAGACAUUCUGCUCGACACAAUUCGUGAUGAGAUCGCAGGUUGCAUAGAGAAAGCAUACGAGCAGAUCCAGUUCAACGAAGCCACGCGUGUGCUUUUCUUCAGCUCCCCGAAAAAGAUGACAGACUAUGCCAAGAAGAGGGGAUGGAGUUUGAGCGCAGACGGCUACUACUCGUUCAGCAGCCAGCAGCAGCGGACAGAGGAGGUGACCAUCCCCUCCACAGAGCUGGCACAACAAGUCAUCGAAUACGCACGACAGCUGGAAAUGAUUGUGUAAUCCGCCCCCAGAAACACACUCAGAAACACAAGCCACUGAUCCAGUACACCCAGUCAAAUGCUCAAACGCAGUUUCCCUGAGGGAUAAGACUUCAUGGGGGGUUGAUUUGUUGCCCAUACUCCUUAAAACAUUAUUGUUGUUGUAUUUGAGUUAUCAGCAGCUCAUCCUGUCUUGAGGUUCUAUUUUAAAUAUGGGAUCACAGGUGUAUUGCUACAGAUCUUCCGUUACAUUAAAACAGAGCUUUUAUUGGGUUAUUUCAAACUGGUCACUUCUGGGACUCUAUUACAGAACAAAAAAUGUUCCCAUAAAUUUAAGCCAACUUUUUUUUGGUAUACAAAGUUUUUCCUUAGUAGAGCUCAAGGAUAUGUGUUGCCCUUGCCUUGUAUCCUAGCAACUAACAGAAUCACCAUUGCAGUUUGAGUGUUUUCUAAAUGGUAAAGCCCGUUCCUCCCUACAUGGUUUGUAAUCCAGUUGAUAUUACAAUGCAAAUCUUUCUCUGCAAUAAACGAUUCCGAAAAUAAA
This is a messenger RNA of Notothenia coriiceps (black rockcod), 1365 nucleotides long. It is a transcript of the gene psmd8, whose product is annotated as proteasome 26S subunit, non-ATPase 8. The transcript has 7 exons. Bases 46 to 843 code for a protein of 265 amino acids. Lineage: Eukaryota; Metazoa; Chordata; Actinopteri; Perciformes; Nototheniidae. Gene Ontology annotation, biological process: proteasome-mediated ubiquitin-dependent protein catabolic process. Gene Ontology annotation, cellular component: nucleus; cytosol; proteasome regulatory particle, lid subcomplex. The record is from RefSeq and is a predicted model, not a curated record.